Messenger RNA from Aedes aegypti (yellow fever mosquito), 711 nucleotides. RefSeq names its product ejaculatory bulb-specific protein 3. The transcript is spliced from 2 exons. The record is from RefSeq and is a predicted model, not a curated record. Bases 147 to 527 code for a protein of 126 amino acids. NCBI's taxonomy places the organism in Eukaryota, Metazoa, Arthropoda, Insecta, Diptera, Culicidae.
CGGGUAAGAGAACAAAAUUCGCGAUAGACAAUCCCGUAGGAUAGGAGCAGAAAGAAAUUUCGUCCGUAUAUAUAGCCGGUGAUUGGACUGUGAGGAGCAUAGUUCAAAUCUGCACUGCGUCCAGUUCUGAGUUAUAAACGUUCAAAAUGAAAUUCUUCAUCGUUGCUCUGGCCCUCCUCGCCGUGGUUGCUGCCCAAGAUGACAAGUACACCACCAAGUACGAUAGCGUCGAUAUCGAUGAGAUCCUGAAGUCCGAACGCUUGUUCAAGAACUACUACGCCUGUCUUAUGGAUACCGGAGCUUGCACCCCAGAUGUCAACGAACUGAAGCGUGUCCUGCCCGAUGCCCUGGAGAACAACUGUGCCAAGUGUAGCGAGAAGCAGCAGAACGACAGCACCAAGACCAUCAAGUACCUGACCGAGAACAAGCCAGAGGAAUGGAAGGCUCUGAAGGCCAAGUACGAUCCCGAUAACAAGUAUGUCGAGAAGUACGUCGCCGAUGCUGACAAGGAAGGAAUCAAGCUGUAAACUGCGUAAGAUUCUGUGAUUAAGACUGAACUGAAGCUCGAUGGGUAAUCGACUUAUUGCUGUGAUAUUGGUGAUGAUUAUGCGUUUCACGAUUGAACAACCGCGACUCCGAUCAAAUGUAGUUCUGUUGAAUCCACAGUGUAGUGAACUUAAUGUGACAAUAAAUGGAUUUCAGUAACUAAAA